CAGUUACGGCAGCUGCAUUCUGCAUGAUGUCAGUUUGGUUAUAUUUAAUUUAGCAACGAAGCUCUUGCGUCAACUCAGCAGAACCAACAGCCUUUGACCGGCGUUUGUGUUGCUCUCCAGAUGGAGCAAACAGGGAGUGGAAGUUCUUCGCAGAGACGAUAUUCAUUGAGCAUGUCUAGUCGUAGAAGCCAUCAAACACAGGAAGACGAUGAAACAGGGAGUGAUAGUGUUUCAGAGGCCGGAGAUAUUGGGGAUCGAGCUCUUCCCAGUAGGAGGUACGGUGCCAGUAACAGCUUCCGCUUGUCCUUUGAUCGCCGAUCGGAAAAUGGGAUUUCUGCUUCCAUUACCGACAAUCUCAAAUCGCAGCCGCACCCUGCGUUUUUGCAUUCCAAUGCCCCUGUUACUCCUUUACCGCCUGACACCUCAUCACCAAUCCCCACCGCUGCAAUACUGGCUCCUGAGGACUCAAAACAAGAAUCUGAUAAGGGAUUGCCGGAGUUACUUGACUAUGCCUCAUGUCUUGUUCAUUUAGCUGUUUUUGGAAUUCUUGGGGUCUUAACAAGAUACUUACUGCAAAAGUUAUUUGGCCCGGGAGUUGGUGGUGUGACAAGUGACCAAACUAUUCUUUACCUGGACCUCCCCAGUAACAUGGUGGGUUCUUUUCUCAUGGGAUGGUUUGGUGUUGUAUUCAAAGGAGACAUAUCACGCGUGUCAGAGCACCUAGCCAUAGCAAUAUCAACUGGUUACUUAGGAAGCCUCACGACUUUCAGUGGUUGGAAUCAGAAAAUGCUGGAACUCAGUGUUUCCGGGCAUUGGCUUUUCGCUGCGCUUGGCUUUUUUAUAGGUCUGUUUCUCGUUGCAUUUUCCAUCAUCUUUGGAAUAGAGACAGCCAAGGGUUUCAGGUGGCUUCUCAACAGGAGUUCAGUAUGUAAAAGAUGUGAGAUGAAGUGGAAGGUGAGUACCUGCAAGCGUCAGUUAGGAGUCAUGGCGGUGUUGGUGGUGGUGCUAGGAUUAUUAUGGGGAGUGUUUGGCGCACUGGUGAAGGCUAAGUUCAAGCAUGGCGGAAGUGCCGCUCAGUUAUGGUUUGGCUGUAUGGUCGGACCUGUAGGUGUAUGGAUUCGAUGGUUCUUAGCACGCCUCAAUGGAAGAGGACUGGGGAGCUCAGGCCUCAUGAAAUGGAUUCCAUUUGGGACUCUGAUUGCCAAUGUUUCUGCUGCUGGUGUCAUGGCUGCUCUUGCUACUGUCAAGGAAGCAGUGAACACAAGGAAUUGUGAUACUGUUGUGGCAGGGAUACAGUUUGGUCUGAUGGGGUGUCUGAGUACAGUGUCAACAUUCGCUGCUGAGUUCAACGCAAUGAGGGAAAGCAAGCAUCCUUGGAGAGCAUAUGCAUAUGCCGCGAUUACUAUAUGUGUGUCUUUCUCUCUUGGGAUCUUAAUCUACUCCGUGCCUGUGUGGACUAGAGGCUUUGAUGUGGACACAUAGCAAGUGAGCAUGGAAAGAAGACGACGUUGUGAUGGAAACCUGAGGAGGACCACGCGGUUGAGGGUAAAUCUUCAUUUGGUUCUUCUGUUGACGAGUAAGCUCCGACUAUAUUCAAACUGAGGUGGCAAUUAGCGAGUUAGCAAGCUCAUCGACUCUUCUGAUAGAUAUUGAGUAGCUAAAGAAAAUGUGUCAGGAUAAAGAGGUUGUGGCUUCAAAGAGUGCUCUCAAACUCCAUGAAAGCAUGACGUGCGAUCACAAAGGAAUCACGUUGCCUUGGGUCGCUAGUAAACAGUGUUCAAUUGUUUUGGUCUUUUGGAUCAGGGCGUAUAAAGUUCUACUUUUGUCUACGAUGAAGGACUUUUUGGGGCCUAUCUUAUAUACGUGUGUGUGUGAUGGCCACGGACAAGUCCGUUUAAAAAUCAGAAAGCAAAGAAUUCGUGCA
Messenger RNA from Prosopis cineraria, 1924 nucleotides. Its product is annotated as fluoride export protein 1-like. Gene Ontology annotation, cellular component: membrane. The coding region runs from base 121 to 1482 and encodes 453 amino acids. Gene Ontology annotation, biological process: fluoride transmembrane transport. Gene Ontology annotation, molecular function: fluoride transmembrane transporter activity. The record is from RefSeq and is a predicted model, not a curated record. NCBI's taxonomy places the organism in Eukaryota, Viridiplantae, Streptophyta, Magnoliopsida, Fabales, Fabaceae. The transcript is spliced from 6 exons.